Molecule: messenger RNA, 815 nt
Organism: Drosophila kikkawai
Lineage: Eukaryota; Metazoa; Arthropoda; Insecta; Diptera; Drosophilidae
Gene: Vps20
Product: vacuolar protein sorting 20
Biological process (GO): vesicle budding from membrane; late endosome to vacuole transport via multivesicular body sorting pathway
Cellular component (GO): ESCRT III complex; multivesicular body
Source: RefSeq, a predicted model, not a curated record
UGCUAUCGGCCCAUCGAAUGUCAACAAAUAACGAAAGAAGAAGAUUUUUAACAUUAGUCAUGGGGGCAUUAUUUGGGAAAAGCAGCAAAAAACCGGCCAUUAGCCGGAUUACCGACCAGGACAAGGCGGUGCUGCAAUUGAAGCAGCAGAGGGAUCGCCUGAAGCAAUACCAGAAACGCAUUGAGACGCAAUUGGAGAAUGACAGACUUAUGGCCAGGAAGUGCCUGCAGCAGGGUCGCAAGGACCGGGCCAAGCUGCUGCUACGCAAGAAAAAGUACCAAGAAAGUCUACUGACCAAUACCGACAAACAGCUGGAGAACCUGGAGAAGUUGGCCGCCGACCUUGAGUUCGCCCAGGUGGAAAUGAAGGUGCUGGAUGGCCUGAAGGCGGGCAAUGCGGCCCUUAAAAAGGUUCACGAAAUGCUGGACAUAGACGAGGUGGAACGAAUCAUGGACGAAACUCGCGAGGGCAUCGAAAAGCAGCAAGAAAUCGACGCCAUACUGACCGAUGUGCUGACCACGCAGGACGAGGAGGAUGUCUUAGCGGAAUUGGAUGCUCUUGAGGCAGAGGAAGAGCAGCAGAAGGGCAUCCAGCUGCCCGAGGUGCCCACCGAGGACCUGCCCGCCGCGGCGGAUAGCGAAUCCGUAGAGGAGCCGGCAAAAACCAAAGCAAUUAGCAGCAAACCCAAGAAAGUCCUAGUGGAGGCUUAGACCCAAAAUCAAAUCGAAACCAAUGCCAUUUUGUAUAUGUAUGUAUAGCCGUUCAACUAAAUAUCUCUUUAAGUCCAAUGUGAAAUACAUAUUUUUAUAGAUUAA